Molecule: messenger RNA, 1716 nt
Organism: Soboliphyme baturini
Lineage: Eukaryota; Metazoa; Nematoda; Enoplea; Dioctophymatida; Soboliphymatidae
Source: the annotation of a GenBank genome assembly
UACGAUGGUGAUAACCUUUCUGUCCAGCACGAGCCACCGUGAAUCGAACCCUACUUGGAUGCCAGGCACCGAUGCACGCUACCUUCCUCAGACCUUUAUGGGUCUUACGAGGCAGUUUUUUGGUGUGCCAUCGACUGAAUCGAAAUUUAGUAAGCACUAUCUGACGAGUCUUCCUCAGCAGUCCGAAAGAGGGGCUGCCGUUGAUCCCGAGUGCACUACCAAAGUCAAAACCGCGCAUGUGUUCUGUGAAGGCAACGAUAUCUACGACGCGACGUUAAAUCUCACCAACGUCCUCGAAAAUAACAACAAAUUUUACAUUCUUCAAAUUCUGAAAGAUAACGCAACCCAAAACUACAGCGUGUGGUUUCGAUGGGGUCGUGUGGGACUUCGAGGUCAGAGUAUGUUAACUUCAUGCGGAGACGAUGUUGAAGAGGCAAAGCGUUUGUUCUGCGAGAAGUUUUUUGCUAAAACGUUAAACGAAUGGGGGAACCGGUCAGAGUUCGAAAGCGUUCCUGGCAAAUAUGAUUUGGUGAAGGUAAACUACAGCAACGAGGAAGAAGAAAACGAUGAGAAAAAAGGGAAUGGUAAAAGUCGUUUAAAGAAAAGUCGGCGAACGCCACCUUCGAAACUGGACAAAAAGUUGCAGGCAGUAAUAAACCUCAUCUGCGACAUGCAGACGAUGGACGACUGUCUGAAGGAAAUGCGGUUCGACGCGUCCAAACUUCCUCUUGGGAAACUCACCCGGGAUCAGAUCACGGCUGGUUACGAAUCGCUGAAGAAGAUCGAGCGCUGCAUUAAGGCUGCGAAGCAAUCUCGCAACGCUUUAGCCAAUGCGUGCAAUGAAUACUAUACGCGUAUCCCUCAUUGUUUCGGGAUGCGUAGACCGCCGUUGAUUACCGAUUUGGACUCGGUUAAGACUGAGAUCGCUCUGCUGGAAGUACUAUCUGAUGCUGAAGUAACCGUACGAACCAUUAAAAAAAUGUCCGGGUCGAAGAAGAAUCCCAUUGAUAUGAAAUAUGACCAAAUGAUGUACAGUUUGGAGGCGAUAGGCCAUUCCUCCAACGAAUUCGGCAUCAUUGAGGCGUAUCUCCACAACACCCAUGGCCCGACUCAUGUGUUUUUCAAGUUGAAACUGAUAGAUCUCUUUAAAUGCCACCGCAAGAAUGGCAAAGAAAAUGAAAACGACGGUUUCUAUGACAUAAACAAUCAAACUUCGCUUUUACCGGUUUAUCGUUUUAGCAUGCUACUGUGGCACGGCUCCCGUCUUGUCAACUGGUACAGCAUUUUAUGUUCCGGCUUGAAAAUCGCGCCUCCAGAGGCACCCUCGACCGGCUACAUGUUUGGCAAAGGAAUAUACUUUGCGGACAUUUCAAGCAAAGCUGCCAACUACUGUAUGACAACGGAACAGAAGAACGUUGGAUUGGUGUUGCUCUGCGAAGUAGCUCUUGGAAAACAGGCCGAGUUGACUGAAGCCGAUUGUCAGGCUGCCGAACACCUGGGAAAAUGCAACAGCGUGAAGGGCGUUGGAAAACUGACUCCUGAUCCUUCAGAAAAUUAUAAGCUACCUGAUGGUUGCGUGAUUCCACUUGGACAUCCCGUGCCAAAUCGUCUUACCCAGGAAACUUGCCUCCAAUAUAACGAGUAUAUAGUAUAUGAUUUAUCUCAGAUUCGAUUGCGCUAUCUUGCCAAGCUGAAGUUCACUUACGAAUGUUAGAG